AUGCUCCGGGCACAGCCGACAAUCGCACGAUGCAUCAUCUCCUCCACACAUCUCCCUGUGGCGAGACCGUUCACAACAAGCGCGCUCCUCCAAGAGAAAGCACUGCCUCCGCGAAGGCAAAUCGCCGAAGAUGAGAUCACCGAGUCCUUCCUCAAGGGCAGCGGGCCAGGAGGGCAGAAGAUCAACAAGACCUCGUCGGCCGUGCAGCUUAAGCACCUUCCCACUGGCAUUGUAGUCAAGAGCCAAGCGACGCGCAGUCGUGAUCAGAACCGGAAGUACGCUCGCCAGAUUCUUGGGGAGAAGUUGCAGGAGCUGGAGAAGGGGAGUGACAGUCGGGCGGCGAUCAAGGCAGAGCGGGCGCGCGCGAAGAAAGCGAGUGCGAGUAAGAAGAAGAAGCGGAAGUACAAGCAGCUCGCAGACGAGAAGGGCGCGGGGGAGGAGGAGGAGGUGGAGGAGCACGAUGGCGGCGUGAAGGAUGAUGAAACGACUUUUCAGCCAGCAGUGGAUGGGAAUGAGCGAUCGCAUUCACAAGCACCACCUUGA
Molecule: messenger RNA, 543 nt
Organism: Neohortaea acidophila
Lineage: Eukaryota; Fungi; Ascomycota; Dothideomycetes; Mycosphaerellales; Teratosphaeriaceae
Product: RF-1 domain-containing protein
Exons: 1
Coding region: 1-543 (180 amino acids)
Biological process (GO): translational termination
Cellular component (GO): mitochondrion
Molecular function (GO): translation release factor activity
Source: RefSeq, a predicted model, not a curated record